CGCUCCAAGACGUUGCUAUCUGUAAACAACAUGGACGACUGGAGCGGACACUUGCUCAUGCAUUAAUCCUAGCCUCCGUCUCUUUCUUGAUCCUGGACUUUAUUUUCAGCAUGGGUUAAAGAUUUACUGUAGCAAAAAUGCCAGGAGUACCAGAUAGAGUUCACUUUGAGGAUGAGGUGAUACUGCGGAAUAUAAAGCUUGACUCCAUUCAAGAGGAAGAAAGCGCAUUCAAACAGCGAGUAGAUGACAUUCUGAACCCCAAUAGCACUUAUCUCACAGAUUUCCUUGGACCAGAUGAACUGGGGGAAGACUUUGGCCUGGAGCCUGAAGAUGCAUACUAUGUGCUUCCCAGCGAGACGGACACUGAAUACAUCAGUGGUCUGGACGACCCAAUGUUGGAGAAGAUCAAAGGCCAGAUAGCAAAGAAUCUGAGGAAAGAAGAGUCGGAUACCAGCUCAGAGAUUUCAUCCAGGACGGAUGAGUCCGCAGAACAAGAGGCUGAGCUCAAUAUCCAUUACUCGGAGCAUUUCACUUCCGUUCCUUAUGGAGUCUUGCCAAAGGCUACCUACACACAUGGUCGCAAAAAUGCAGACAUUAUGGGCAUUGUUUACAAUGGAAGAAUGCGCCAGUUUGUCAUUUUGGAUGGAAAAGGAAUUACUACCUGGAAGCGAGACUCUGGGCUUAAUGGAGAGAGUCGCAUUCAAAGAGCACUAAUGUACCCAAAGUAUGAAUACCGACUGAUUUCUUAUCUUGUGUAUGCCAAGAAGUUCAACUGUUACUUUGCUCUUGGGAAGGAUUUCUCCUUGAAGGUGUUGAAUAGAGACUUUAUUGAGACUUGUUCUGUCAGCGCCAACCUGAGAUCUGUUCUGUUUAUGUUGUUCAAUCCUGUGGGUGACGAGUUGAUUACGGGGGGAGUGGAUGGAACUACGGUUUGGAAAUUUGAACAAGAUGCCACCAAACAACUCACAGAAAUCAAACCUCUUGCUAAUUACAGACUUCGAAGAGUCCGUGACUUGAAGGAUGUUGGAGGUAGCUGGGUGAAGCGAGUGGAUUUAGAUUUCACACUACAACAUCUGUACUGUUGUUCAGACACAGAUCUGUAUGCAUAUGACCUCAAAGGGCAGCUACUCUUCAAAUUUUUGAAAGCUCACACUAUGUCCAUCACUGGUUGUAUCUACUCCCAGUUCUCAAAGACUCUCCUGACUUGUUCCAUUGACACAGAAGUGAAGAUGUGGAGUCUUCGCGGUGGCCUGGUCCACACGUUUCGUGGUCACUCCCGUGCGGUCACCAGUAUUGUGGUGCACCCUGUCAAGCCAUCCAUCAUUGUGACCGCCUCCCUAGACGGGUCAGUUAGAAUGUGGUCACUUAACACAAUGGAGAUUCUCUACAGUGUGGUGAUCUCUACGGAUGGGUUGAUGUGGAUGGGAAUGACAGACGACUGUCUGAUGUACUGUGCCACAGUCAGGAACAUCACUCUCUGGAAUCUCAAUCAGUUCUACGAUUUCUUUGCUGUCGCCAGAAGCCGAAUUUGCCGCCUUUCUCUUGCCACUUGUGAAAACAAAACCACGCGUGUGGUUGCUGAGGGCCAAGAUAGCAGUAUGCGCUUGUUUUCCCGUAAAAGCCAGAAGAAUCUGACGACUGUGUUACCUCCCCCUGAUAUUUCUCCCCUCCAGAGGGUGCUGAGUGCGUGCUACAGCAGGGAGUACAACAUGGUGUUUGUCCUCAUCACGACCAUGGAGAUCUGGGUCUACACAACCAAAACUGAUCCAAGCUGCCGUGUAAUGACUUGGAAUGUCCAUGACCUACAGAUGUCUUACCUGUCCAACAAAGGCAAAAAGGACUCGGACAACCCACUAGGGGGCUGGUCUUCCUCCCUACAAGGUGGCCCCUCCCACAGGGCCACAGAGAACGGGAUGGGUAACGAGAGCCUGGCCACCUGUCACUCCCUCUGUAUCCUGACCUCCACUGCCACCAUGUGGACAGAGGAGGGGUUCUGCUCCCCCAUCCAAAACAUGGACCUGGAAGAGACCUAUCUCCUCAUGGGGAUGGAGGAUGGGAGGAUUUUGUUCAUGGAUCCAGUCACCAAAGGAAAGAAAUACAUGGAGUUUAAAGCUUCCAAGGAUGCUAUUCAGGAGAUGAGACACGACAUUGCCCACAGCGCCCUGAUCACUAUGUGUCACCUGAAGGAGCUAGCCAUGGUACAGAUAUGGAGCCUGCCCCAGCUUCAGCUUCUCCACGAAUUGUACUGCUCGCUUGACAUCGCCUGCUACUCCAGAAUGGGUCAUUUGUUCAUGUCAGGCCAUUUAGAUGGCUGUGUGAACUUCUUCACACUGGAACCAGCAGAGGAUUGGGGAUUGUUCAGAGCAAAAGUUGAGCCAAAUAAAGAUUCAGUUGUGAAGAAGAAGAGGCCUGAACAUAAUGCUGAAGUAGUAGCAAUUGACUCCUCAAAGUCCAUGAAAAUUUUCUGCUCUGCAAGUUUAAAUGGAGUAAUAAGAAUCUGGGAUGAAAACAAGCACCUGGUCACUGAAAUCUUUAUGGACAAGUUGGAAAUAGAUGAGAAUAUUUUACAAGAGGAGCCAGGAAGGAAGAAGAUCAAGGUGGAUGAGCAAGGAAGAAAGACGGUGGAAGAUGAGGGGGAAGACAGCAGCAGUGACCUCCAGGACAGGUCACUGUCUGCAGCCUGCUUCCUUAACAACACAGGGGACCUGAUCAUUGGCUUCAAGAACCACAUCUUUUUCAUUGACCAUACCAAAGUGUGUCCACACCUGACAGUCACAGAGGAAGAGGAAGAAGUUGAUAAAGAGUCGGCCAUUAUUGAGGACCCCUCAGUUAUCUAUGAAGGAGGAGUAUAUCUCCCUGAGCCUGUCACCCUAGAAAACUACCUGGUUCCCUUUGAUUUCAUUGACUUUUCUAAGGACUUUUUGGAGGGAAAAAUUGACCUUGAAGAAAAUUCUGAUAAAGAUGAGGAGAGUGAGACAGAUUCUUCCCUUUCUUUGGCACCAACUGAAAUCUACCAGUCCCCCCUUGAUAGCCCCUGGAGCCGCUCUAUGAUUGACCUGACGUUGGACUCAGAAAUAGACAAGUUUGAACUGCGACAACGAAUGAAUCUCACACUGGAUGAAAUCAACAAGAGAGCUUUGGAGAAUCGGCGAGAAUCAAAAACAUCCACUGAUCGAUAUUUGCGAAGAAAGUUGACAUACCUUGCUCAACUGAGGAGUAAGAAACAUGGUAAGAGAAGGAAAAGAAGGAAGGCAGUGAACAUUGUGGAUGAUGAUGACACACCACAUGCCUCUGAUAAAGAGUCCGAGGGAGAGGGCCUACCAAAGUUUGACUUUCCUAUGUUUGGAUCCUCCCCUGGACCCUCCCCAAUCCCCACACCCUCCUCCCACCCAGCUACCCCAGAGCCAGAAGAAUUUGUAGAGGAACCUGAAGUACAGCCACAAAAACCAUUGGAUGACAAUUUUGUUCUGAAAGAAGUUCCACAAGAGGACACAAUUGGACAUCUUCCCUCAGAUGAAAUAGACUAUGUAAUAAAACAUCCCCCUGUCCCAUCCCUUACACCAGCAAAAGAGUUAGAGUCCCUUGAUUACCCGGAUCAGAGAUCCAAAUUACAAAAAUUACAAGAGAAAUUGUCCCCAGAAUCUCCUGUUUCUUCCCCUUCUCUCACUUUACAAGAGCGUACUUCGAUAUCCCCUGAUACCAAGAGUAUGUCCUUUGUUUUUGAGAGUUCCCCCACCCCCGAUACCAUGACCUCAGAAUGGUCUUCUCAGUGGAGUGAAGAUGUCCAAAUGCCCAGGUCUUGUAGCAAUUCUACAAUAAAUAUUCCAUCAAGAGAAAUGACACCCUUGGAGCUCAACAAUAUCAUUAAUGCACAAGAUUCACCAGACAAUGUUGAUGGAACUGCGCAAAGCGUAAAUAAUGAAGUCAUAUCAGAAAUGCAAUCUGAUCAAAUGUCUAGUGCGAGAAAGGGUACAAAAUCCAAAAAGGAAACCCCCAGGAAAAUUAAAGCUGUCAAGCAGAGAGAAAAGGAAAAUGCAACACCUGACGUAAAGGAUGCAAACGCACAACAACAAGUGGAAACAAAGACAGACUCCUCUGAGGAAGAGGAAGUCAUCCCAGAUCGCCGGAAUAAGUACAGACUGGACAACAUCAAACUGGACGUUAAAGGUCUGAUGAAGGGGGCCGCUAAACACACGGUGAAGAAACAACCCACCAGGAAAACGGACCCCUCACCGGCGAGGUCCGACCACACCCACGCCAAGCCAGAGGAACAGAUUCUGACUCCCGAAGAAUUAGCAAAGAAGCAAGUAGAAGAAGAAAGACGUUUGGAAAGGGCAAAAAAGCAAAUGCUCAAGGAGAGAAAAUUUCCCAAACGUGGAAACAAACCAACGCGUGCAGAGCUUAUUGCAGAACAAAGACGAUUGGAAGAACUGAAGAAACAGCAUCCCUAUGGUGUAGCCCCACAGCUCUCGCAACAACUUAACAAACCAAAAGAGGAAGAGAAAAAAGAGGAAAUGAAAGAUGAAAUAAAAGAUGAGUAUCCUUUGGUACAACUUGAGCCUCCUGAUCUGGACAGCUUUCAAGAUGAGCUCUGGAAUCCACGAGAAACCGGCGUCAGUGGAACCAGUUUAAUGGGAACCAAACUAGAUCUGCCACAAAUUAAGAGGGGUGCCGCUGGUACUCCCGGUCCUAGAAUAAUCAAACCACCACCAACACCUACCCCCAUGUCAAGGGGAGCAACCCCUCUUCCGCCCGAAAAUAACGGGUUUUUACAAGUUCCCUCGACCCCAACUCCUGGAAGCAGACAGGAAGAGAUUGACAAACUUCCAGAUGAAGUAAGGAGGGAGCUUCAAUCCAGACAAGGCCGCAUCUCUCCGUUAAAAGGACGUGAUGAGGAAGAGAUUGAUCGGGAAAACCUUACUCCCGACAUUGAGACAGCUGUCCAAAAGCAGUGGACUGCUCAAAACGAUAUACCGGAAAGGCCCCGUUCAGAGACUCCUACCGCGGCUCUUAAGAAACUCUCAGACUCACGAAAAAAGCCCCCAAAACUGAUCAGGGUUGACCUUCCGAAAGAAAGUGAAGGAUUGGAGACAUAUCGCACGAGAGUUGCUUCUCCAAUUUCCGAGAUGACCGAAGACCGGUCACACUUGAGUGGCCACGAAGCAGACGAUGAAAUGAUAGAUCACCAUGGACACAGGAAACACUACAGAACCCGAAAAGAAAGGUCGUUAUUGACAAAAGAAGAAAUCAAAUGCAUUCAGCAGAGGCCAAAUUCUUCUUUUCACAGAUCCAAGCCUGCAGAAAAAUACGUAGACAUUCUUGGAAAAGUGCAUUUUCUGGACUAUAUUGAGUAUUCUCAAGAUGACCUCACACGGCCAAAGACAGCACAUGUUCGUUUCCAAGCAGAGUCCCCGGCCUCAGAGACAGAGAAGAUCAACGUGGCGGAUUUACAGAAUGCGUUUGAGGAUGCUUUGGAGCGGUACAACAACAUUCACGGGGAAUCACCCACAGAUAAAAGUAAACUACUCUACAAAAAUGAUGGAAACGCUUUUGAAGAGAAUUGGCAGGAAAGAGAGAUAGAGAGACACAUGCUAUUGAGAAUGCAGAAAGCGCUGAGAUCAAAGAGUGCCGCGCAGAAGAGACAGGUGUGGGAGGAACAACUGGAAGAGAAGAGACAGAAGCUUCAACAGAGGGACCGAGAUACACAGUCUGCGCUGGGCUUUCAUCCGCGGUCUGAAAACUCGUUCUUUGCAUUAACGCAAGUGGAAAGGGCCAACACUUCGAUGUCCUAUAUGCCUCUACUAAAUACCGCAAAACCCACGGUGCAGCUUCCUAAACGUCCCAAAACAGCAGCAGCCAACCUACAGAAGCAACAGAUAGAGAAAACCGCACUCAAAGUGGAGAAACCAUUCCGCUAUAAGAUACGACAAGGUGGUUCAGAAACACAACUUUCUAGACCUCCAAGUCGGCAGCAGUCCGAACCUAGUAUAUCACCACGCAUGAUUGACCCCAGGAACCCGAAUUCUCUCCGUCCUCCCUCAACCAAGUCCAUUCCCAGCAAGUGCACGCGAUACAUUCUCGUAAGUAAACAGAAACAGAGGACGGCUUUGCCGUUACCCACCCCCUUGGAGGAACAGCUGCUGGCGGAGAGAUUUCCUAUGAUGGGAGAACGAGUGUACAGACAGCACUCAGACCUAGCACUCCGCUCCAAGAAAAUGACCUAUUGUUUGGAGUACACGCCGUUCGUGAAUCAGUGGGCGUAGACCAGAAUUGAACUUUACGAUUUCAUUCAAUCAAAUUAAUAUGUUAGUACUGCAUGCUUCAAAUGUUUCGAUAGGUAAUAUGUCCCGUGAACAUAUUUGUUUUGAAAACAUUUGAUGAUCGACUAUGAUUUAAUCCGAGCAUAUUUUAACGUUUCAAUAGACAUAAUUGGAUUAGGCAACAGGCAUUGCCUAUAUGUAAGCCUUCUCCAUAAUUCUUCUUUUUAAGUUUUCUAAAUUCAUUUGUGUGAGAUUGAAAUUUAUGAACAUUGUUUAUAAUAGUGAACUAGAAAUUCAUUAUAGUCUCCUAUAUGAUUGAGCCUUUUUACAUACAUGUGUUAAAGUAGGCUAUGCAGAUUUUUGUUUUGAAAAGUUUUGAAAAGUCGUCGAAAUAAGGUGCAUAAAAUAUAACAAUAUCAAAAUGAAUUUAUGGUGUUCAAAAAAGUAAAUUAUUUACAUAUAUUUACAACACGUUAUUAAUGUUUAAUGUCGUAUUGUGUAUAUGUACCAAUUAAUUAAAGAAUUUGUUUAAAUUGUUUUGUCAAAUUAUUUUCUACGCAAAAAGGGUUCCGUUAUUCUGAGGUAGAUUUUUGGCUUUACAUGUACAAUGUAGUUCUUUUUAAUGUCUUUUCUGUGAUUCAUGUACCUGUAAAAAGGGACUAAUUUUUACUGUUAAAAUACUCUUUGAGAAAAGGAUGUCUAAAUCAUGAGAUUUAGUUUAUUGUCUGUGAUAUAUAAUUAAUUAAAAUGACGCACAUUUUUAUGAU
This is a messenger RNA of Magallana angulata, 7027 nucleotides long. RefSeq lists its product as uncharacterized. The record is from RefSeq and is a predicted model, not a curated record. Bases 138 to 6263 code for a protein of 2041 amino acids. Gene Ontology annotation, molecular function: protein binding. The transcript has 43 exons. Lineage: Eukaryota; Metazoa; Mollusca; Bivalvia; Ostreida; Ostreidae.